AUGAAGGGCCUUACCCUUACGUGCCUCUUUGCUUGCGCCUUUGCGGAAGUAGACUUUGAUCAUGACCAGGACAUCACAGUCUCGCAGCAAUUGAUGGCAGCAUUGAUGCGUAAAAGAGGUCCAGACAUUGUUCGACCCAAAGGUAAUGUUGGGGAAGCUGUCGAUGUCCUUUUCAAAAUGGAGCUAUAUCAAGUCAUUGAGCUGAACGAAAGACAACAAUACGUAAGCGUUUCCGCUUGGGUGAUCGAACGAUGGUAUGAUGAGCUCCUUUACUGGAAUCCAGCCAAUUACGACAAUAUUACUGAAGUCAAAAUGCAACAUAAUCUUAUCUGGAUACCCGACACAACACUUUACAAUACGCUAGUGAUGAAAGAUGACGAACAACGACGUCUUCUUUAUGCAAAAAUUACCACUGAAUACGAGAAACGUCGAUCGUAUGUGGAGUUCCUCUAUCCAGCCAUUUACAAAUUCCACUGCAGGCUUUAUUUACAGUUCUUUCCAUUCGACUCACAAGAAUGCCAUAUGUUGUUCGGAAGCUGGACAUCGGACAAUCAUGAUAUUGACUAUCGUACACUGGAAAAUGCCGUUGGAACGACAAAUUUUCUUGAGAGUGAGGGAUGGAGCUUGCUGGGGACUGCAGGCAUACGCAAUGAAGUCCAUUACGUCUGCUGUCCUAAUAACUAUACGCUGCUGAACUUCAGUCUUUAUUUGAGGCGCCGACCACUGUUUUACGUUGUCAACCUUGUCAUCCCAACUUUCAUCAUCACCUUGAUUGCAAUCACAGGUUUUUUCACAACAAGUUCAACGACAGGAGUUAGAGAAGAAAAAAUAUCGCUGUGCAUUACAACUCUGCUGUCGAUGUCCAUUCUGAUGUUAAUGGUUUCUGAUCAAAUGCCAUCAACUAGCACGUUCAUACCGCUGAUAAGUUGGUUCUAUAUGUGCGCAAUAAUAAUAAUCUCUGUUGGCGCAUUGGCGGCAUCGUUCGUUAUCAGUGUGCAAAAAUUUGGUCUUCUGGGUGAACGACUGCCAAGAAAAGCUGUAAAUAUUGUCAAACCCUUCAGUUAUAUGUCUCUUACCAGGAUACCAUUACAUCUUGUGAAGGAGAGCCAAGCCAGAGCAAAAACUAUGGAGGAUUACACAAGCACCAUAGCGAAGUUUGCAAAAUAUAUCAUUACUGCCGGAACGGAAAUUCCAGCAUAUCCGCAUUGGUCACCUUACGUGAGUAUUUAUCUCAGCAGAUCUGCAAAUGUCGAGCCACUAGCACUUCUUCAACACGUUGUUCAGUUAAUUUCAUUCUUAAAAUUUUCUACUAUCGUUUAG
Molecule: messenger RNA, 1320 nt
Organism: Cylicocyclus nassatus
Lineage: Eukaryota; Metazoa; Nematoda; Chromadorea; Rhabditida; Strongylidae
Source: the annotation of a GenBank genome assembly